Molecule: messenger RNA, 1322 nt
Organism: Puma concolor (puma)
Lineage: Eukaryota; Metazoa; Chordata; Mammalia; Carnivora; Felidae
Gene: GMPPA
Product: GDP-mannose pyrophosphorylase A
Biological process (GO): biosynthetic process
Molecular function (GO): transferase activity
Source: RefSeq, a predicted model, not a curated record
GGUAGCUGGCCGCAGAGCUGGAAUAAAGGGACCUAGUGGUUUAGGUAGCGAUUGCCAUCAUGCUGAAAGCUGUGAUCCUGAUUGGAGGCCCUCAAAAGGGGACUCGCUUCAGGCCUUUGUCUUUUGAGGUGCCCAAACCCCUGUUUCCAGUGGCAGGGGUCCCUAUGAUCCAGCACCACAUUGAGGCUUGUGCCCAGGUCCCUGGGAUGCAGGAGAUUCUGCUCAUUGGCUUCUACCAACCUGACGAGCCCCUUACCCGGUUUCUAGAAGCUGCCCAGCAGGAGUUUAACCUUCCAGUCAGGUACCUGCAGGAAUUUGCGCCCCUGGGCACAGGGGGUGGUCUCUACCAUUUCCGGGACCAGAUCCUGGCUGGGGGCCCUGAGGCCUUCUUCGUGCUCAACGCUGACGUCUGUUCCGACUUCCCCUUGAGUGCUAUGUUGGAUGCCUACAGACACCAGCCUCACCCUUUCUUGCUCCUUGGCACCACGGCUAACAGGACACAAUCCCUCAACUACGGCUGCAUUGUAGAGAAUCCACAGACACACGAGGUCCUGCACUACGUGGAGAAACCCAGCACUUUUGUUAGUGACAUCAUCAACUGCGGCAUCUAUCUCUUUUCCCCCGAAGCCCUGAAGCCCCUUCGGGAUGUCUUCCAGCGUAACCAGCAGGAUGGGCAACUGGAGGACUCUUCAGGCCUAUGGCCAGGGGCAGGCACCAUCCGCUUGGAACAGGAUGUGUUCUCAGCCCUGGCUGGACAGGGCCAGAUCUAUGUACACCUCACUGAUGGUAUCUGGAGCCAGAUCAAGUCUGCAGGCUCAGCCCUCUAUGCCUCCCGCCUCUACCUGGGCCAGUACCAGCUCACUCACCCAGAACGCCUGGCCAAGCACACCCCAGGGGGUCCACGAAUCCGAGGAAACGUUUACAUCCACCCAACGGCCAAGGUGGCCCCGUCGGCUGUGCUGGGCCCCAAUGUCUCCAUUGGGGAGGGGGUGACCGUGGGCGAGGGUGUGCGGCUCCGAGAGAGCAUUGUCCUCCAUGGAGCCACGCUGCAGGAGCACACGUGUGUUCUGCACACCAUUGUGGGCUGGGGGAGCACUGUGGGGCGCUGGGCCCGUGUGGAGGGUACCCCCAAUGACCCCAAUCCCAACGACCCGCGAGCACACAUGGACAGUGAGAGCCUCUUCAAGGAUGGGAAGCUGCUGCCUGCCAUCACCAUCCUAGGCUGCCGCGUCCGGAUCCCUGCUGAGGUGCUCAUCCUGAACUCGAUUGUUCUGCCACACAAGGAGCUGAGCCGCAGCUUUACCAACCAGAUCAUCCUCUGA